Messenger RNA from Gastrolobium bilobum, 1857 nucleotides. RefSeq lists its product as uncharacterized. The record is from RefSeq and is a predicted model, not a curated record. Bases 1 to 1857 code for a protein of 618 amino acids. The transcript has a single exon. Lineage: Eukaryota; Viridiplantae; Streptophyta; Magnoliopsida; Fabales; Fabaceae.
AUGCGAGUCCAAGACUUAGCGGAAGAGUUCGCGUCCCACCGUGUUGAGAUCCAGCAACGAUUGGAUCAAAUAUCUGAAACCCUAGAUGCGCGUUUGUCAUCUAUUUCUGCAUUGGAUGCUCGAUUUGCAGCCAUUGAUGCUCGCUUGAGAGAUAUGUCUCCUCAUGUUUCUCCGCACUCUUCGAGUUCAGCUUCUUCGUUACCGCCACACAUGGAGUUUCUGGACACGAGAAAUCCUUGUAAGCAAGUGAAGAUGGAGAUUCCGGCAUUCAAUGGCACCGAUCCAAACAAUUGGAUUUUCAAGACAGAGCUUUAUUUUCGUCUUCAGCAGAUUCCUGAAGCGUUGAAGGUGCACCUUGCAGGCCUGAAAAUGAAGGGAGCAGCCGCACCGUGGUACCAAUGGAUCUAUGGCAGUGGUACAGUGAAUUCAUGGCCAGAAUUUUGUGUCGCAGUAAAACAGAGGUUCGCUUUUCCUAACCAUCGUGAUGUGAGUGGGGUUCUUUCCAAGCUCACGCAGACAGGGACUUUGUCUGAUUACAUGAAGGAGUUCGAACGAUUGAUGAACCAGGUCACGAAUCUGGGAGAUGAUCUUUUGAUGGAAUUCUUCGUAUCUGGCCUCCAACCAGAGUUACGAGGAGCUAUACAAUUACAUUGGCCUACUUCGUUGCAUCACGCAAUGCAGUUAGCAAUGUCGUAUGACUCUCAUUUUAAUGAGCUACGGUCCUCGUUCAAUUCAUCAACUAAGAAGUUCGUUCCCAAUCGUUCUUCACCAUUACCUUCUUGGAAAAACUCCACUGACAAACUGCUUCCGAGUACGUCUACCGUUGUUCUGACUCAAGGUAAUACUUCAGCUCCUUUAGCAUUACAGUCUUCGUCACUCUCGUCGUUACCCAUAAAAAAAUUACCACCAGAAGAAUUGCAACGCAAGAGAGAUUUAGGUAUCUGCUAUACUUGCGAUGAGAAAUGGACAGCAAGUCAUAGAUGCAAGGCGCGAAUGUUACUGUUGAUUGGCGAAUCAGAUGAUCCUCCGCAUGAACCAGAGGAGGAGGUUGUGUGGCAGGUGGCGAAUACAGAUGAGAAUGUCACUCAUGCAGCAUUACACAUAUUGGCAGCAUCAGUUAAUCCACGUUCAUUGCAACUGUCAGCUUUAAUUAGGAAGCAGGAAGUGGUAGUGUUGAUUGACUCUGGAAGCUCUCAUAAUUUCAUCCGCAAACAGUUGGCUGAUGACUUACAGUUGCCCAUGUCUCGUGUAACUCGAAUGAAGGUCUUUAUGGGCAAUGGUGAGUAUAUGAUUUGUGAGAAAAAAUGUGUUAAUGUCUCACUGCUGAUACAAGGCUUAGAGUUUGUGGUGGACCUGUGGGUUGCUGAUCUUAGUGGGUUAAGUGUAAUCUUAGGCAUGUGCUGGUUGAGCCAGCUAGGGAGAGUCUCUCAUGAUUAUGGUGACCAGUCGAUAAAAUUUGCAUGGCAAGGUGGCUGUGUGAAAUUAUGUGGAAUUUCAGAUGGGGUCUCACAACACAGUAUUGCAGAAAGGUGUUGCAUUUUGGAGGGCCAUCCAGGGAACAUAGCUACUGGAGAGUUGACUUCCGAAUUGGAAACUUACAGAGAUAAAGUUCCUUUCCAAUUGUGGCAGGUCUUGGUGCGUUGUGAAUUGGUGUUUGCAAUUCCAAAAUCCUUACCUCCUUUUAGAGGAAUGGAUCAUUGCAUUCAUUUGAGCAAGGAUUCCCAACCGGUGAACGUGAAACCUUACCGUUACCCUUACCAACAGAAAGGUGAAAUAGAACGACAAGUUUCAAAACUUUUGUCAUCUGGUUUUAUUCAAUACAGCAAGAGCCCCUUCUCCUCCCUGUUCUGUUGGUGA